Molecule: messenger RNA, 906 nt
Organism: Trichobilharzia szidati
Lineage: Eukaryota; Metazoa; Platyhelminthes; Trematoda; Strigeidida; Schistosomatidae
Source: the annotation of a GenBank genome assembly
AAUUUUCCUUGUUUGGAAGUGCACGUAUCCAUUCGUGAACGUGAGGGUCUUCUGAUUUUCCUCUUCGGGUCAGGGUUAUCGUCCAUUAUAUCUUGUUAGCCAUAUUUACACUUGGUCACACCAUAACAAUAAUACACAGUGAAACUUUUUGCACACCUGACUCUUUUGGUGAUCAACUUAACAGCACCAAAGAUGGCUAAGAUUAGCACAUGCAGUUAGCACUGGAGAUGUUAUCGAAAGGGACAACGAAAGCUUUGCAGUUAAACCAUCCAGCUGGGAAAAUUCAACAUUACCACGGUAAUAUUAUGAGCAGUGUGGAAUAGUUUUGUCAUCCAUUUGGAUUAGUCUAUCAUUCGUUCUGGAUUAAUGCUCCUGGAGUCAUUAUGUGGUUCAGAUGCAUGUAAACGAUCUAUUGCUAAUUGGUCACUUCAUGAUGUGACUGGUCCACAACUUAUUAUCGAUGUAUAUGAAGGCCAUAUCAAAAAUCCUAUUGUUGUAAGGUAUGCAGCUGGUGUAGUUGCCGCCAUCACUCUACGACAACCUGAUCUUGGCAAAUUGCUUGUUGAAGCUGGUGUAUCUGCAUAUCUUAUUAAGACUCUUGAUUUGUAUAUGUCAAACACUACAACUGUUCGAAUUGUAUGCAGAGCUAUACCUAAUAUUGUCUCAAGAUCACCAGAACUACGAACUUCCUUUUUAACAUUGGAAUAUGGUACAGGUGAUACUGAUCUAGAAAAAUUAUUGAAUGUAGCCCUAAAAAACCCUUCUUGUUGUGAUCAAGCUAAAGCAGCUCUUCGUGAUCUAAACUGUGCAGUUGAAUUUCAAGAACCUUGGAAAGGACCUCUGAAGUCUGUUGUGAUGGAUAGAUAGUAUUUGAUUUUUGUUAUAUAAACAUUUUUAAUAAAAUAC